UACAUUAUUCUCAAUAUUUUAACAAACUUGAAAGAAUCAAAUGGGAUAUGGAAAUACAAACGAUUUUUAAAAAUUUAUAAUCGAUCGAAAUGAUUUGUUUGGGAAAAUUUUAACGCUAUCCACGCAACACAUUUAAAAUUACUAAUUGUAAACAAAAUUGAUCUCAAUGCACAAUUCACAAAAAUUCCAAUAAAAUUGGUUUAUUAUAUUAAAACAAAUUUUAAUUCCGUAUCAAUAUGUUCCACGUAAUAAAUUAUUGGUGGCCCUAAAAAGGGCCGGUUUUAUAAUUCCACAAUAUUAAUCAUUUAUUUUGAGCUCGUGUAUUUGGUCACAGCUUUAGUACCUUCGCUAACAGCAUGUUUUGCGAGCUCACCAGGUAACAACAAACGCACUGCAGUUUGAAUUUCUCGAGAAGUGAUCGUCGAACGUUUAUUGUAAUGAGCUAAUCUCGAUGCUUCCGCGGCAAUUCGUUCAAAAACAUCAUUGACAAAACUGUUCAUAAUGCUCAUGGCUUUACUUGAAAUACCAGUGUCCGGAUGUACUUGUUUAAGUACUUUGUAGAUGUAAAUAGCAUAGCUUUCCUUCCUCUUACGCUUCUUCUUUUUAUCGGAUUUACUAAUGUUCUUCUGAGCUUUACCAGCUUUCUUAACAGCUUUACCACUAGCUUUAGGCGGCAUAGUGAAUAAUUGAUUGAAGUUAUCGUCGAAUACAACAACACUACACGAAACCAAAACGUUGAAUGAAGUUCGCGAAAUACGGCGUUCCUUAUAUAUAAUAAGACGAGAGUGGGGUUGCGCCAAUCGCAUUGAAGAGGGGAUCACGCUUGAACGCCAUUGGUCGAGAGGAUGGUUCUAGUUUUUGUAUAUAUAAGAACCGUUUUAUUUGUAGCGAUCAUUCGAUUGGCGCAUUCAGUCUGUGCUCUUGAAUUUUCCAAGUUUCUUAUAUCUUCUAUUAUCAUUAAAAUGUCUGGACGAAGCAGUGAUAGUAAAUCGAAAGGGAAGAUUACUAUUAAAUCACGAUCUCUCCGAGCUGGUUUACAAUUUCCUGUUGGUCGUAUCCAUCGACUUUUAAGAAAGGGUAACUAUGCCGAACGUGUAGGUGCUGGUGCACCUGUAUAUCUGGCUGCAGUAUUAGAAUAUCUUGCCGCUGAAGUUUUAGAAUUGACUGGAAAUGCAGCGCGUGAUAAUAAAAAAACCAGAAUAGUUCCGAGGCAUGUACAACUUGCCAUACGUCACGAUGAAGAAUUGAACAAAGUACUAUCUGGUGUAACUAUCGCUCAAGGGGGUGUAUUGCCGAAUAUUCAAAGUGUUUUAUUACCAAAAAAGACAGAGAAGAAAGCAUAAUCUAUUAUGCGAUUUUAAACGGCCCUUUUUAGGGCCAAAAUGAAUUCGUUAUGAUUAAGGGGAUUCUUGAAUUUCACAUCGUUAGUGAGAUAGGAUUUUUUUUACGAAGAUAUUAAAUUAAAUAUAUGCUAAUAAUGGA
This is a messenger RNA of Vespa velutina, 1482 nucleotides long. Its product is annotated as histone H2A-like. The coding region runs from base 846 to 1343 and encodes 165 amino acids. The transcript has a single exon. Gene Ontology annotation, cellular component: nucleosome. The record is from RefSeq and is a predicted model, not a curated record. NCBI's taxonomy places the organism in Eukaryota, Metazoa, Arthropoda, Insecta, Hymenoptera, Vespidae. Gene Ontology annotation, molecular function: structural constituent of chromatin; DNA binding; protein heterodimerization activity.